Messenger RNA from Drosophila persimilis, 451 nucleotides. RefSeq lists its product as uncharacterized. Bases 71 to 421 code for a protein of 116 amino acids. Lineage: Eukaryota; Metazoa; Arthropoda; Insecta; Diptera; Drosophilidae. The record is from RefSeq and is a predicted model, not a curated record. The transcript is spliced from 3 exons.
GUGAUCAAUGGUCCAGUGACUCGCACGGGCCCCAGCGCUUCAACGUCAACCACAUCGAGAAAUCCAGACAAUGUUACACCUGGGAUUUGUCUAUUUGCUCACUCUGCUGUUGGUCCUGCUGCAGAUCAGUCAACCCGCAGAUGGUAUCAUAUUCCGCUUGAUAUCAGAGACCCUGCAGAACAACGUGGCCGGCGAGCCCAUCACACAUCAGGUCACCCAAUGGAACUUCGAUCCAGACGCGGCAAAAAAGUCUCGUGCCCUUUACUAUGAGAAAAACGGAUACCGUUCAUCCAAGUUCAUCGAGCGACUGGGAGCGGGCGUGGAUGGGUUGCACGAGGAGCGACGACUGCAGCAGGCUAUUCGCGAUAUGGGUCGCCUCGGUGGCGAGCACAAUGAGAAUUAUCCGCCUUCACCAGUUUAGUCAUAAAUAAUUACCGUUUACAUCGUUUAA